AUGACUUUCCGCCUUCUUGACGUGGCCAAGUUCUUCACGGCGUUUGUGCCGGAAAUCGAAUUCCCCGAUGAAGCCAUUUCUCUAGAUGAAAAAGUCAUCUACACCAUCGGAGCAGGCAUCAUCUUCGUGUUGGCCCAAUUGCCCACGUACCUGCUUGUCAAGGACGCCUCGCAGGCUAUGGCCGACCCUUUUUCCACCUUGAGGCCGCUUUUCGCCAUGGAGCAGGGCACCUUGUUGGAAUUGGGUCUUUUGCCUGUGGUGCUUUCUGGAUUUAUCUGGCAGUUGGCUGCUGCUGGCAAGUUGCUCAAGGUCAACUUCAACUAUGCUUACGACAGAGAGUUGUUCCAGACGGCGCAGAAGGUCACGGCCGUUUUCUUUGGCGCUGUUUUCGCCUUGGCUUUGCUCUUCCUGGGCUACUACGACAAUGUCAUCAAGAACUACACCCCCGGCGGCGAAAACUCGCCCUACGGCGCCUACGUGUUGAUUUUCUUGCAGACGGUCGGCACCACGUUCUUUUUGACCUUGAUUUCUGAGGUUAUCGACAAAGGUUACGGCUUUGGCUCUGGUGUGUUGUGCUUCAUUGCUUUGCACGCUGCUUCGGGCCUUGUCAGAGACGUGGCCGGUUUGGAAAUGGUCUCUGCUGCGCCUGGCGAGGCUCCUCAGACCUACGGUGUCGUCACCUCCUUGGCCAAAACCCUCGUGACCUUGGACUUCGGUGCCAUCAAGACCUCCUUGGUGGGCUUGUUCUUCAGACCCAACUUCCCCACCAUCGGCUCCGUUUUGCUUGUUUUGGCUGCUGCCCUCACCACCAUCUACUUGCAGAACUUCCGUUUCGAGAUUCCCGUCAGAUCCAACAGAGCCAGAGGUGCUGCUAACGUGUACCCUCUCCGUUUGUUCUACACCGGUGCCUUGCCUGUGUUGUUUGCCUUUUCCGUGCUUGCCGCUGCCCAAAUCACCCUCUACUUUGUUUCCGUGUUUGUGGCUCCAGUGAACCCUCUUGUGGCUUCCAUUGUUGGCUCCUACGCUGAGUCCGGCAAGGUCCAAAACGGCAUUGCCUUCUACUUGACCGCUCCUUCGUCCGUGGUUGAGUCUGCUUUCUCGCCAAUCAGAGCCGUGGUUUUCUCUACUCUCGUGGUGGUUUUGUCUGUCUCUUUUGCUAGAACCUGGGCUUUCUCCUCUGGCUCCUCUCCAAAGGAUAUCGCCAAACAGUUCAAGGACCAGAGCAUUGUCAUUGCAGGUAAGAGAGACGCUUCUGUCGCCAGGGAGUUGACCAAAACCGUCUCCAGUGCUGCCACCACCGGUGCUGUUCUUUUGAGUGCUGUGGCUCUUACCGGAGAGUUGCUCGGUUCCUCCGGCAAGACCGUGGCUGUUGUUGUUGGAAUCUGCUCUGCUUUUGCCGUUUUGGAGGACUUCAUGAUGGAGUUCCAGCAGGGCGGCGGCUCCAACUCCCAGCUUGUCAACGCCAUUGCUUCCUACCAGUAA
This is a messenger RNA of Candidozyma duobushaemuli, 1482 nucleotides long. RefSeq names its product Ssh1p (gene SSH1). The record is from RefSeq and is a predicted model, not a curated record. Gene Ontology annotation, cellular component: membrane; Sec61 translocon complex. Lineage: Eukaryota; Fungi; Ascomycota; Pichiomycetes; Serinales; Metschnikowiaceae. The coding region runs from base 1 to 1482 and encodes 493 amino acids. The transcript has 2 exons. Gene Ontology annotation, molecular function: transmembrane protein transporter activity; ribosome binding; signal sequence receptor activity. Gene Ontology annotation, biological process: SRP-dependent cotranslational protein targeting to membrane, translocation; post-translational protein targeting to membrane, translocation.